GAGAGACUCAUCAUAGUGAGAGCUGCAAACUGUUACUUGAAUGAUGGGUUUCGCAGAGUUUUAUUUCAAUGUGGACAGCGGUUACCUGGAGGGACUGGUCAGAGGGUUUAAAGGUGGGAUACUGAAACAGGCGGAUUUCCUCAAUCUAGUGCAGUGUCAGACUCUGGAGGACCUGAAGCUGCAUCUUCAGAGCACAGACUAUGGCAGCUUUCUGUCCAACGAAACCGGCCCUCUCACCGUCUCCAUCAUUGACGAUAAACUGAAACAAAAACUGCUGGUGGAAUUUGUCUAUCUGCGAAAUCAUUCCUUGCAGCCACUCACCACCUUCCUGGAUUAUAUCACGUACAGCUACAUGAUUGACAACGUUAUCCUGCUGAUUACCGGCACAUUGCAUCAACGUCCUAUCUCUGAGCUCCUUCCCAAGUGCCAUCCCUUGGGCAGCUUCGAACAGAUGGAGGCUGUUCACAUUGCCCAGACUCCCGCUGAACUCUACAACGCCAUCCUGGUCGAUACACCGUUAGCUUCCUUCUUCCAAGAUUGCAUCUCGGAGAAUGACCUUGAUGAAGUCAAUAUUGAAAUAUUACGAAAUAAACUCUACAAGGCUUAUCUCGAAUCAUUUUACAGCUUCUGUAAAGAACAGGGUGGGCAGACUGAAGAAGUGAUGUGUCCCAUCCUGCAGUUUGAAGCUGACCGCCGUGCGUUUAUCAUCACUCUGAACUCCUUUGGCACCGAGCUAAGCAGAGAGGAUCGGGCUGCACUUUACCCUUGCUGCGGCAGGCUUCACCCAGAUGGUUUGACUCUCUUGUCCAAAGCUGAGGAUUUUGAGCAUGUGCGUGCAGUUGCUGAAUAUUAUGCGGAAUAUAAAUUCUUGUUUGAAGGUGCAGAGAAGAAUUCAGAUGAGAAGACCCUGGAGGACAAGUUCUUUGAAUAUGAGGUGAAACUCAAUGUGCUGGCGUUUGAUAACCAGUUUCACUUUGGAGUGUUUCAUGCUUACAUGAAGCUGAAGGAGCAGGAAUGUCGGAAUAUCGUCUGGAUCGCAGAAUGUAUAGCCCAGCGGCAUCGCACUCGUAUCGACAACUACAUCCCCAUACUCUAACUGCAAAUCACCUAAGCCAUGACCAGUGCCUUAGUAACCAGUGACCAAUGACCAACUGCUGUAAAUUGUCCCAGUAACUGACCCUCAGUAACCAGCCUACAGCAACUUACUCUGAGUAACCGCCUCGCCCAUACAGUCAUUUGUUGAUCUCAGUAAUCAGUCCUGAGGCAGCAACCCCUGGUUAGUAGACUAAUCAUUUGCUCAACCCCUGGGCUGGAGAUGCAGUGAUCCCAGUAAUAACUCCCUCAUUGCUAUCCGUCUGAUUUAGUGUGUCCUGCUAAAUUACCUCAUUUCAUCAUGAUUUGGAGUGGAUGCACUCUGCCUGAGGUGUCCAAUCAGAAAUGAGAACUAUUCCU
Messenger RNA from Carcharodon carcharias (great white shark), 1452 nucleotides. RefSeq names its product V-type proton ATPase subunit d 1-like. Gene Ontology annotation, molecular function: proton-transporting ATPase activity, rotational mechanism. NCBI's taxonomy places the organism in Eukaryota, Metazoa, Chordata, Chondrichthyes, Lamniformes, Lamnidae. The transcript has 8 exons. Gene Ontology annotation, biological process: proton transmembrane transport; vacuolar transport; vacuolar acidification. Gene Ontology annotation, cellular component: vacuolar proton-transporting V-type ATPase complex; lysosomal membrane; proton-transporting V-type ATPase, V0 domain. The coding region runs from base 41 to 1096 and encodes 351 amino acids. The record is from RefSeq and is a predicted model, not a curated record.